AUGAAGGGUGACAAGGACCUCAAGACCCCCAAUUACGUGGACCAAUCGCACCACCAGCACCAGCCUUGGAUGAACCAAAUGAUCAUGGAUCCCAAUACCGCGGAUUAUAUUUACAACUUGGAUCUUUCUCAGCCAUCAGGACCAGCACCACCGUCGUCGUCUAACAACAAUCCAGCUGCAAUUCCGGCUCCGCAACCACCACAGCAAGAUAACCACACUGCACUACAAGCUCCCCCACGACAUCCAGUUAAGAAUGCUCUUCCAGACCUACAGCCGCAGCUUGUUCUACCCCAACAUCAGCAACAGCAGCACCAGCACCAGCACCAGCAACACCUCAAUCACCAAAACCACCUCAACCAACAACAGCAACAACAGCAGCAGCAUUUUCAAAUGCAAACAACUUCCAAGACGAAACACCGGCCGUGCGACCAAUGCCGACGAAGAAAGACCAAAUGCGUAAUUGUGCCUCAAACGGCCAAUUGCGUGCAAUGCGAGGCAAAGCAAAUUGCAUGUACAUUCACUUCGGAAGCCUUGAAAAGAAGACCAAUUGAGAUGACGGGGGAGUCAAAGCGGAUGCGAUCUGAAAUACCAAAUGUGCCGAUUAGAGACGUGGCACCGGUACAAGAAUACUCAACCAUCAACAACUCCCUUUUAAAGAAAACCUUGUCACUACAGUUCCCGCGAUCUUCAUUUUACGUCGGUCCUACGAAUCAUUUAUACGACAUUAACUUGCUCAAUUCCAUUAUCGACGCUCACAAGAAGUCAGAUGAAAGCGUCGAGCAAGUUUCACUUAGCAAUUCCAUAUCCCUUCGCAAAGUAAGCGACAAUGUUCAAUUCGUCUUGAAAGACGACCAAUCGCCACAGAGCUACGCAACCAUGUCGAAUGACGUCGAUACCAUUGAAAAAUUAAUCACGCCGCACGGCCAAACUCUUAUUGACCUUUAUUUUCGUAUAAUCCAUCCAUCGUACCCAAUUGUGCAUAAAAAAGUCUUUCUCGAAAAAUACUCACGAACCCACCGAGAGUUUAGCGCUCCUUUGCUAGCGGCCGUCUACGUGCUAGCUAUCCAGUGGUGGGACUAUGACCCGCAGCUAAACAGGUUUCCAAAGCCCAACGUGGAGCUAAUUCUCAAAAUCGGCCUCAACAACUACCUCCAGGAAAUCUUGAAACGGCCGAAACUAAGUGCUGUUCAAGCUGGUCUUUUGCUACUACAAUGCAAGCACAUCAUCAGCUGCAGGACCGGCAUUGACCAAGUGCAAAAUAGCGGCGAUGCAGACUAUUCCGAAUGGGUUCUCUGCUCGCAGAUUGUCUCAUUAGCGGAAGAGUUGGGGUUGGGAUUAAACUGCAACAAUUGGAAGUUGCCCAAAUGGGAAAGAGGCUUGAGAAAGCGACUAGCCUGGGCCGUCUAUACCGAGGACAAAUGGUUGUCCUUGAAAGAUUCGAGGCCAUCGCACAUUAGCAGCAACAACUGGGUAGUCUUGCCCUUGUACGAAGAGGAUUUCCCUGAAAAGCACGGCGAUGGCGAUUUAAAAGAAGGUUCGUCGGAUAUAGACAAUGGUAAAAAAAUAUUCAUCAGCUUGAUUGAGUUGUCGAUGAUUUUAUCGGACAUUCUAGACCAGUUUUACUCGAUGCGAUCAAUGAUGGAGAUCACCAACAUCAACGAUGUUUUGAAAGUAGCAAAGCCGUUGCAAUUGAAAUUGCGAAACUGGUUCCAUUCGCUACCGGUUGAGUUGCAAAUGACCUCGGUGCAGUCGCGCAAGUUGUGCUCCAAUGGCUAUUUGCAACUAGCCUAUUUCGCAACCGAGUUGACGUUGCACAGGAAAAUAGCCACGGUGAUCCACCAACAUACAAAAGAGGGCAAUCCUCCGAGCCCCGAGCUAGUCAAUGUGUGCCGAUCAGCGGCAAAGACUAGACUACUCGCUUCGAUAGAGUUUGUUCGAGACUUGAAACCGGAGCACAUCCACUCCUUUUGGCAUUCGUGCUCCUCGUCGAAUUUCACAUUGAUUGGCACAUUUGCCGCAAUCUUGUACAUGUCGUCAGCCACUAAAGAAGAAAGCAAUUUCUAUAGAGACCAAAUUUUCAACUACAGAUGGAUUUUGAAGAUAUCCUCCAAGGGCUUUGACCAGGUGGGAGAAGCAUUGACUCAGUUGGAUAUAGUCUUGUCAAACGUGCCGGGUUUACUUCAUGACAACAUUGAGUUGCCGUUGGGGUUGCCCAAUGUGCAAGAUUCGCAAAGCCCGCAACAUACCACGACGACCCCAGCGUCGUUCCUGUACGGCGAAGAGUCGCUGCAAUCAAAUGAAUAUCGAUCUGCACCAACAACGGCACCCGAGUUUGGUCCCAAACGUUUUUCCGACUCUAGCCAAGUAGGGUCACAACCACCAUUACAACAACAACAACAACAACAACAACAAAGACAUUUUGAAUCUAAUCAGGCUGGACCAACACCACAUCACAAUGGCAGCAUUUCAGCGCAACAACGCCUUCGCAUGCAAAACAGCGCUCAUGACUCUACUUUCCAUUCGCCUCAGGCACUAAACACGCCCCCCAUGCCCGUGCCCGUGCCCGUGCCCGCUGUGUCUCCACAAAAUAACAGAUCCUUCAAUUCACCACACUCAUCACAUGGCAUAUCCCCGAAAGAAUAG
Lodderomyces beijingensis is the source of this 2643-nucleotide messenger RNA. NCBI's taxonomy places the organism in Eukaryota, Fungi, Ascomycota, Pichiomycetes, Serinales, Debaryomycetaceae. The record is from the annotation of a GenBank genome assembly.